Chroicocephalus ridibundus (black-headed gull) is the source of this 1148-nucleotide messenger RNA. RefSeq names its product chromosome 4 C14orf180 homolog (gene C4H14orf180). The transcript has 4 exons. The record is from RefSeq and is a predicted model, not a curated record. Lineage: Eukaryota; Metazoa; Chordata; Aves; Charadriiformes; Laridae. Gene Ontology annotation, cellular component: plasma membrane. Bases 177 to 587 code for a protein of 136 amino acids.
UUCUUUCCACUCCUCUGCCAUUUGCUGCCGGUCCCAUCUGCCCGGGGCACUGCCUGCUCAGUCCUCGCUGCAGAGGGAUCUCCAGACACUCUCCCCUGGUCCUUCCCAUUUUCUUGAGCAAGUGGCUUUCCAACCGAAGCUUCGUGUGGGAGGCUUCAUGUUGGCAUCCAGAGUACAUGUCCCAAAUAUGUCCAGCCCCACCUUCUGAUCCUAGUGCAGAGGAGCUGCCGACAGAUGACAGUAGCUAUCCUCCUUCAAUACUGAGGAAAAGGCCACCUGUGGACCAAGCUGUGGGGGAAAAAAGGAAAGCAGAGAGAAGGGUUCGGUUUCGUGAGCCAGAAGAAGUCAUUGAACAUGCCAUUUCCUGCUAUGACUACGUAGUGGUAGAUGACAGGUCAUCAUCUGGAUUGCCUGUGCUCCUGUGGCUCGCAUUUUGUGCUGUGCUGAUCCUCGCUGUGAGUCUCUGCUACACCAGCAUGAAGCAAGAUGUCAAAGUCCUGGAGGAAUUUCAAUCCCGACUUGUUAUCUUCUGUCUUCAGAUUAGACACGUUGCUCAGAAAUGCUGGACUUGGUUUAUGAGGCAGUAGCAAUGGCCUCUGGCCUGGCAGACGUCUCGGAGCACUGAUAACCAGCAUGCGGCAGUGCAAAGCUCCCAGUCUAUGCCAGCCACACGCAGGGAACACAUGAGCACCCACCUCGAAGAGCAAGAAAACCACCCUUGUUGUGCACUGUCCAGCAGCCACUUGUCCUCCUUUCUUUUUGCUUUUUUGUUGGGUUUUUUUUCACAUUAAUGGGUGGUCACAUUAGCGCCCUGAGGCCCCACCAAACUCAUGCUCCAUCAUCCUGAAUAGCAAAUCUGAAUUUUGUGCCCCAAAGAGCUUAAAAACUGAUGAAAUGAGAAGCAGAAGUGAGAGAGAAAUACGCCGAUCGGUACAGGCAGCAGCAAGCUCUGAAUAAAAGUCUCCUGAGUCUCAGGUCAAGACUUUAAAUAUCAAACCAUCUUUCUCCUCAAGUCUCCUAAGAGCUAUUCUGUAAAAGUUAAAAUAAAGCUGAGCUAUUGCACAAACACUGCUCUGGUGGCCAAAGGCUUGGCAAGCUGCUAUAUUUAUACACCUGAAAUGAUUAUUAGUAAAAUCUUCGCAAAUGGC